GGAUUCAUUUUUGUUCAAUACAACGCAAAAAUAUUUUGACUGUCAGUGGAAAAGUGCAUCUGCAUUUUUUAUUUUCUUCGAAUUUAGUAUAAUGCAAUUUUUUGCUCAGCAAUUAAGUAAGCAAACUGAGCAUUCUUGUAGCAACACAGAAAGAAGCAAAGGGAAAAUAUAUAGACCGACACUGAAUUAUUAACAAUAAAAUACUCUCGCUGAUAAAAUUCAUAGUGCUUAAGUAACCGAGUGGCUUCUUGGAGUGACCAAGUUUACGCCGAAGCUGGAUCUUCCUGUCGCCAAUACCAAUACAAGAACCAACAACAUCACAAAAUGCCUCUUCUUUAUAGUGUAAUAUCUCGAGGUAGCACGGUGCUGGCUAAAUAUGCCGAAUGUGUGGGUAAUUUCGCAGAAGUCACCGAACAGAUAAUCUCGAAAAUAGGGAUAGAAAAUCAUAAGUUGACUUAUUCGCAUGGAGAAUACUUAAUACAUUACAUUUGUGAGAAUCGCAUUAUAUAUAUGUGUAUUACCGACAACGAAUUCGAUCGUACGCGCGCCUUCCUUUUCCUGGCUGAUAUCAAACAGAAAUUUAUACAAACUUAUGGACUACAAGUAGCGACCGCUAUUGCAUAUGCAAUGAAUACGGAAUUUUCAAAAGUUCUAGCGCAACAGAUGGCACAUUUCAGUGAAUCGCGCGAGGUGGACAUGAUUUCAAGAGUGCAUGGACAAAUUGAUGAAUUGAAAGAUAUUAUGGUAAAAAAUAUCGAUAGUCUGCGCGAUCGAGGUGAAAGACUGGAAUUGCUCGUUAAUAAAACCGAAAAUCUUAGUAAUAAUUCCGUUGCAUUCCGCAAAGCUUCUCGAAAUUUGGCACGACAAAUGUUCUGGAAAAAGGUCCGCGUCUACGUCGUGGUAGUGCUCAUAAUAAUUUUUGUUAUCUAUGUGAUCAUAAGUAUGUUUUGUGGUGGCCUGGCAUGGCAGAGUUGUAUUGCAAAUUAAACAAAAAAAAAAAAAAAAUGGAGAAUAUAAAAAGUUCGACAUAAAAUAUAUAUCU
Anastrepha ludens (Mexican fruit fly) is the source of this 1042-nucleotide messenger RNA. RefSeq names its product vesicle-associated membrane protein 7 (gene Vamp7). Gene Ontology annotation, biological process: vesicle fusion; exocytosis. Bases 325 to 987 code for a protein of 220 amino acids. The transcript has 5 exons. The record is from RefSeq and is a predicted model, not a curated record. Gene Ontology annotation, molecular function: SNARE binding; SNAP receptor activity. Gene Ontology annotation, cellular component: membrane; SNARE complex. Lineage: Eukaryota; Metazoa; Arthropoda; Insecta; Diptera; Tephritidae.